CUCUCAGCCCCCUCGUUGAUUCAUUAAUCACCCACCAAAUACAAACCCCAGAAUUCCUUUCUCUUCUUCUUGGUGACUAAAUCACACAGUUCGACGUGAAAGAUGGGCUCGAUUUUGAUGUGGGUUUUGCUUCUAUUCGCCUGUUUGUUCAAUUACGAUGUCUUAGCCGAGCAGAUCUUCCCAACUCAUGGAGGUAGCUUAGGUCGCAGCUCUAGAGAACCAAAAUACGAUAUUGAAUUCCAUUCAGAAGAUUCACCAUUUCAUCCUGAUGAUGAUCAAGAAUCUGUGGUAAUGCCAAAGAAAAAUGGAGAAAAAUUUGUAUGUUUUUUACCUAAAGUGGAAAAAUCCAAAAGUGAAAAACAAACAAUUCAACAAAACUCCACAAGUUUAAUUUUGGAAACUGAAAAACGUUUCAAAUUGAAGACACCAGAUGAACUACUUGAAGCACUUAAGGACCGAUGCUUUCUCAGGCAAGAAGGAUGGUGGUCUUAUGAAUUUUGUUAUCAAAAGAAGCUUCGUCAAAUUCACCUGGAGGAAGAACGGGUUGUUCAAGAAUUUAUUUUGGGUGAAUACGAUGCUGAAGCUACAGCUGCAUACAACCGUAAUUUAUCCGACAUUUCAACUCUGAAAGAUCCUCGCUCCAAAGAUGCAUCACAAAGGUAUCAUGCUCAUCAAUACACAAAUGGAACAACUUGUGAUCUUACAAACGAGCCUCGAGCAACCGAGGUGAGAUUUGUGUGUUCGGAACCUCGAGCUAUGAUUAGUUCUAUCACCGAAUUGUCAACAUGCAAAUAUGCACUAACAAUCCAUUCCCCAAUGCUUUGUAAACACGCAUUAUUCCAAGAAGAAAGACCUGUUUGGUAUACAAUUAACUGUAACCCGCUCCCGAAAGAUUACAAACAACCAAAAAUUGAAGAUGACAUUACACAUGAACAGAAGAUCCUUAUGAACACCCGACAUAAAAAUAUGAUAUAG
Lactuca saligna is the source of this 975-nucleotide messenger RNA. The record is from the annotation of a GenBank genome assembly. Lineage: Eukaryota; Viridiplantae; Streptophyta; Magnoliopsida; Asterales; Asteraceae.